CUGUGCUCUCCUCAGUUAGCAGCAGUAACUCCCAGUGGGUGGAUCCAGUUUGAUGACCCACCCUGGCCUAAUCUUUUGCCACUUCACCUGCAGUCAACAGGAUCAAGAGGCCCUCUUACUUCAGAAGGCAGCUGGACAACACAGUCAGAGGAGCCUGGUAACCUGAGUUCAACUGUAUCCUACACAGACCUACACUCUAAUGAUACAGAGGAUCUGCAUAGUAAUAGCAUUUCCAGGGCUGAUUCUCCAGAUGACAGCUCUGUUUGUCAAAGUAAUGAUGAGACUGACAUGGAAGCACUGACGAGACAACCUGAUCCCACUCAGCUGAAUGGGUGUGCAAUGUCAGCCACAGGCUUCUCAAACUGGGUUACGUUUGACGACGAUUCAGACUUUGUGACGUCCGUAAAACCCCCUCCGUCAAAUUCCCACACAGCUCAGGGGAAGGGCAGCAGUGUCUUUGGGUCCAAAGCAGGAUCGAAGAAUAACCUGGUGGAUUUUGCAACUGAAGACAGGAAUGAGGUAUUUUCACCAGGUAUCCCCGAUGUCUUCCUCACAUCACCGGCCCGGGCCACCAACCCUUUCCUGGAUGAAUCCCUCCGUGAUAUUCAGCCUUCAACCAUCAAUCCAUUUCAAGCGUUCUUUGACCAAAAUGAGUCCAACACAAAAAAAUUAUCAGAGACUGGUUCCACCCUGAGCUUCAGACAGCAGAAGCCGAGUGGCUCUCUGUUUUCUGGAGUUGAUGAUGUACCUCCAUUCAGUCAAUCUCCAGACCCAGUUUUCUCAUUUCCCAGCCCGCAUACCAACGGCCGAAGGGAUUGUGAUAUGUUAUUUAGCCAUUCCCCAAUCUCCCCUUUCUCGGGGGUAAAUACCAAUGACCCAAGGGACUCUGUCAUGUCAUUUUCUCCAGAGCCAAGCCCCCAAUUGUUUGACGGAAACGCCAGCAAUCAAAGCGAUUCUGUCACAUCCAGAAACUCUCUUGAUUUGAACAUCCUAUUUUCUGCCUCGCACUCCAAUGGUCAAACACUUUCUGCUGCAUUCAGCCAGUCUGUGAACCCGACAUUCACAGAUGACUCAGAGGCUCUCGUCUGCCACCAAGACGCAAUCACACAGCUUAAACACAUUCAGAUAGUGGAUCCCGAUCACUGUGAUAGCCCCACACUGCCCGACGACCCUUUGCACUCCCCCGACACGGAAGACUUCACGUUUGAUUUUGUCCAACCCCAACCCAAAGACGGCUGGCCGCUUAUGUUGAGAAUACCCGAGAGGAAAAACAUCAUGUCGUCGAGACACUGGGGACCCAUUUACGUCAAGCUGCUGGACAGUGCUCGGAUACAGCUCUUUUAUGAAAAGGGUCUAGAAAAGUCUUUCAAGCAACUGCAGCUUCUGCCCUGCCAUGAGCUGUCCGAAGUCAAGCUCCAGAACUAUGAUGAAAAUGGGAAGGUUCACACUGUAAGUAUUGAUCAAGUUUUGUAUAAGGAAAAGCGGAAAUACCAUGCCAUGGCAACGGUGCAGGCACCCGUCAGGAUUCAGCUCCUGAAGUUCGGCACCACAUGUUACCAGGAUUGUGUGAGCUUCGUGACAGCCAUUCAGGACACGCUGUUCAAGCUGCCGGCCUCCAGGGACAUCGGGGCCACUUACUCCGAGGAAGAGGUCACGGUGGUGGUGCAGGAUGAGUUCAAAGGGACCGUGGCCAGAGAGGACAACAGCCUAUUCCGCCAUUCUGUGACCACUCGUAUCAGUGUCUUGGCGUUCGUCUCCGGGAUGCCAGAGUGCAGGAUGGGCCUGAAUGAUGUUGUGUUGAAAGGGAACGAGGUUGUGGCGCGGCAUGAUAUCAUCCCGACCACUACAACCAAAUGGAUUAAGAUGAGCGACUGCCAGUUCCACCAAUGUGGGGACGCCAACGCUUUCAAAGCCUCUAGGGUAAUUAAGUUUGUUCCCCUGGAGGGACACAAGUUUGAGUUGAUGCGCUUCAGAGCUAGAUUUGGCGAACGGUCGCUCCCAUUCACCCUCAAAACCAUAGCCACUGUCCAGGGGGCCGAAAUAGAACUCCAGUCGUGGCUGGUCAUGUCCUCGGGGUUCGUGUCCAACCAGCAGUCGUUUGCUCCCAACCCGUGCGAAAACGUGAUGAUUCGCUUCCCGGUGCCACCCGACUGGGUUAAGAACUUUCGCCGGGAGGGUGUCCUCAGGGAGAAGUCACUGAAAGCCAGAGUCAACCGCAGCGCCAGCUUUGGCAGUGCCAGCGUGUCCGGCUCCGAGCCGGUCAUGAGAGUGACAUUGGGAAGUGCCAAGUACGAGCAUGCCUUCAAGGCUAUCGUGUGGCGAAUCAACAGACUUCCAGACAAGAACUCAGCUUCAGGACAUCCCCAUUCCUUUUACUGCCACCUGGAGCUGGGGUCUGACCGGGAAGUGCCCUCGAUCUUUGUCCACUAUGUGGAUGUGGAAUUCGACAUGCCCAGCACUUCAGCCUCCAAAACUGCUGUCAGGUCCAUCUCAGUGGCCAACAGAACGGACGUGAGGAAGUGGGUUAUUUACAAAGCUCACUACAGUUACCAGGUGGAAAUGGAACAGAAAAGGGCAGAAGUUGAAGCUCUGGAUGGAACAGACAAACAUUGUCCCACUGAGUGCGUUCAGCAAUGAAGCCCUCCCACCACCUAUACGAGAAGAAGUGCCAUUUGUCACAUCUUAGCCUGCCUGUGUCUGGUAUAUGUUUCUAAUACUGCCUAAUUAUUAGGAAACCUAAUGUUCUCAUUUCCUUAGUUCGACUUUCCAAAGCUUGGGCAAUUGAGAAAGGAACUUGCAAUCCAACACUGUGUGAAUUUGAUGGGCAGAAAUCCAAUUGUUAUACAAAGCCCAAGGACAGAAUGUUAUCUCAAAGAGGCAUUGAAUUCAAUGAAGCAUUGUGUCUAAGUACCCGCGACACACAAAGAAUACCACGCAAUCCGUCAUUUUUAUGUCGUUUGUACAGGUGCCCCGGUACGGAGAAAGAGAGGAAGAGGUUAAUUCCUGUCAUGAAGAGAACUCUCUCCUAACUUUAUAUUAUAAUCCAAUUUACAGGAUAAGUAAAAGGUUUGGCCAAUAUUGAAUUCUGCAGAUAUUCACAUGGGUCUUCCACUGUAACCUCCCACCACACAGCUCAGGAACCCAUCCCACUUCCGUGAAGUUACGUUGCAGCCAAAUUCGAUGAGAGAAAAAAUAUAAGAAGAAUUUGAUUGUUUCAAUUUACUUUACAGUAUAUCCUGUGAAGUGCUUUGAGACGUCUGAUGUACUAUCAAAUGCAAGGAUUAUUAUUAUUUAUUAAAUCAAUAUCUGAGUAGAGUUCAAGCAGAUCGGAGUCAGACCUAUCCACAUAUCUGCAGAAUUCAAUAUUUAUUGCUGCUUUUUUCCUUCAUUUCCUGAACCUGGAUUUCCUUAACUCUAUGCCCUUCAAUAAUCUGUAUUGUGUCGAGAAUUUCUCAUUUUGCACACCACUGGUCUGCCUUGGGCCUUUCCGAGCCCGUGUACAUUCCUUUGUUCCUAUAAACUGCUAGAAAAUGGUUUUCAUUAAAGAGUUCCUGUUCUUUUUCUCCAUCUGCAGUGCCUGUAGUUUUGAGCUUGCUGAUAGGGUGGGUGAUCAGGAAGGAUGAAAUUGGAUGGGCUGAAGGGCCUUCUUCAUACGAAACAAUCUUGUAACCUCAUGAAGAUUGACUCAUCUUUUGUGAAACAAGCGCAGUGCCCAGCAGUUAGCAAUUGACCGGCAUACUAGGACAAACCACACUAUCGAGCUAGGACCACCCUACCUAUUAAGGUUUGUCUCUUAUGGUUGAGGGCAAAUGUACAGUUCCAAGUUAAUUGAUUAAUCAAAUAGUGGUUUAAUCAUCGCCAAUCAAUUUGAUUACUGAAAAUCUGUUGUAAAACACAGGACAGGAAGUUUUGUUGGAGGGGGAGAAAAACGACCUCUGAAUAGUACAGGUUGUAUUUUUGAGUUGCUUUAUUGCAGAGAAGGCCCAUCAUGUCUGAGCUGUUCCCCUUUAUACCAAAUACUUCACUUUGAGAGCAUCAGUGUUUUUGUGCUGGAGACUGAUCUCAUCGCUCUCAUAGCUGACCUAGUUCACAAAACAGUCAUCAAGGAAAUGAUGUUUUUUGAAUUCCAGUUUUUUGUAUUUUGUAGUAUUUCCAAUUGCCAUUUUACAGUUUUUUAUUAAAAAUUUGGGGGGCUUUUAUGACGAUAUGUAUAUAUUUUGCAGACAGGCAGGAUGUUCAGAUACCUGAGGGCUAAGAGUCCAUUUAAAAUAGAAAAUAGAUGGUUUGGAGGUGAAAAGAAAUGGGAUGCUUGACAGAAGGACUUUUGCAAUUACUUUUUCUUGGAAUCAGUAUUUUUUUAAAAACAAAAUCCAUCUUUUUCUAGACUGUGGAGCCCACUGAUCUGAAUACCAUGGACAGCUGUACUAUUUAAGGGGAACUAUCUGCCAGUGCUCAUUAAUCCAGGAAGGAUGCAGGUUGCCCUGUUGCUGUAUUACACAGUGCAGCAUCUAAAUUGACCGAAGGGUUUAUGCUUGGUGGGGGAAGACAAGGGAUGGCGGUGGGAGAGUAUCUAUUACUACCUUAAGUGAUUGAGUAAAGAGAAAAUGGUGGUGGAGUUUGACAGCCACCUGGCUAAGACUGGAGCCAAAUCCAUUCCACAACACAACCUUACUAAGUUUUAAUCCCCCUCCCUUGCGUCCUUCAAGGCCCGUCUCAAGACCCGCCUCUUCAACCGUGCCAUCAGUCACCCUCCUACCUCCACCUUCCCUGCUCUUCCCCCUCCGGUCCAGAGUCUUGGGACAUCCUCCCGACCUGAAAGGCGCUAUGUAAGUGUAAUUUAUUGUCAUUUCAAGGUAUAACUUACACUGGAAUCAUCGAGUAACAUCUCUUUUUGAUGUGAUUCUGUGAGAAAUGUGCAUGUUUACCAGAGUUUUACCAGAGUUGUGAAGGAUUUCAUUUGACCAGGAUGCCCCAGGUUUGAUCGCUGGUCUCAGAUGGAAAGGCAGCAGUGAUUGGCCUCGGUGAUCUUGGGAUGGGGAGUUGACAAAAUCCACCAAGGAUCCUGCCACUGAGUUCUUAGCUUAUAAGACUUUCACACACUCACAUGCACUCACAAUUUUUGGGGGAAAAAGAUUUUUUUUUAAAAAUUGAGCUUCGGCAAUAAGAUAAUUUAAGGUUUUUUUAUGUAAAUCAAAGCAGACUUGUCAAAUUCUACUAAGGUAUCAAACCAGGGAUAUUCUUGCACUUUCGUGUUUAAAAUGUUAUGUAAUGUAUAUACAUGAAAUGGUGGGUGAAUUUUAAAUAAAUGUUUAAGGCUUCUGUCA
Callorhinchus milii (elephant shark) is the source of this 5324-nucleotide messenger RNA. RefSeq names its product stonin 2 (gene ston2). NCBI's taxonomy places the organism in Eukaryota, Metazoa, Chordata, Chondrichthyes, Chimaeriformes, Callorhinchidae. The record is from RefSeq and is a predicted model, not a curated record. Gene Ontology annotation, cellular component: AP-2 adaptor complex; synaptic vesicle. The transcript is spliced from 5 exons. The coding region runs from base 289 to 2637 and encodes 782 amino acids. Gene Ontology annotation, biological process: regulation of endocytosis; clathrin-dependent endocytosis; synaptic vesicle endocytosis. Gene Ontology annotation, molecular function: clathrin-cargo adaptor activity.